CCCCGAGACAACAAGAUGGCGGCGCCGCGGGACGGCUCGCUGGCCCCGUGGAGUCCCUGACAGUGAACCUCAAGACUAGAGCUAUGAGCUCACCUCUGGCCUCUCUUAGCAAGACACGGAAGGUGCCGCUAGAGUCGGAGACUGUGAAUCCUGGGAGGCGAGGGAUAAGAAUCUACGGAAAUGAGGAUGAGGUGGACAUGCUGAAUGAUGGACAAGACUCAGAAGAGAAGAUCUCUGUGCCUUCCUGCUAUGGGGGCAUCGGUGCCUCUGUGGGUAGGCAAGGCCUUAUGUUCCAUGACUCGGAGCUGAUGGCCUCCAUGGCCAGGAAGCUGCAGGAGUUGGAGCAGCAGCUGAAGGUCCAGAAUGAUGAACUACUGUCCAAGGAGCAGAAGAUCCUGGCCCUGGAGGAUUUGGUGCAGACCCUCCAGCAGCACCAGAACAGUACAACCCUGAAGAGGCAGGAGGAGCUGGAGACACAGUGCAUUCAGCUACAACGGCAGGUUGGUGAGAUGGAGCGGUUCCUCAGUGACUAUGGCCUGCAGUGGGUGGGCGAGCCCAUGGACCAGGAGAACUCAGAGGAAAAGACAGUCUCUGAAAAUGAUGAGCGGGACUGGAUGAAGGCCAAGAAGUUCUGGAAGCCAGGGGAUUCUUUUGUGCCCCCCGAGGUGGACUUUGACAGACUGCUGGCCAGUCUACAGGAUUUGAGUGAGCUGGUGGUGGAGGGAGAGGCCCAGGUGACACCAGUGCCUGGUGGGGCUCAGUUCCGUACCCUAGAGCCCAUCCCGCUGAAGCUCUACCGGAAUGGCAUUAUGAUGUUUGAUGGGCCCUUCCGGCCCUUCUACGAUCCCUCCACGCAGCGCUGCCUUCGGGACAUACUGGAUGGCUUCUUUCCCGCAGAGCUGCAGCGGCUGUAUCCUGAUGGAGUCCCCUUUAAGGUGAGCGACCUGCGAAAUCAGGUCUACCCAGAGGAUGGUCUGGGCCCAUUCCCGGGUGAGGGUCGUGUGGUGGGCCGGCAGAAAAUGCGCAAGGUCACAGACAGGGUGGAGGAGACUUCAGGCUCCAGGAUGACUGCUGAGAAAUUUCUGAACAGGCUUCCCAAGUGUGUAAUCCGACAAGGCGAGGUGAUUGACAUCCGGGGCCCCAUCAGGGACACCUUGCAGAACUGCUGCCCAAUGCCUGCCCGGAUCCAGGAGAUCAUAGUGGAGACGCCUGCCUUGGCUUCUGAGCGGCAGAGGAUGCUGGAGUCACCCGGCAUGCCAAUGCCUCCGCUCUCCAUGCUGCGCGUCAGGUCUGAGAAUGGGGAGCAGGUCUUCCUGUUGAUGAUGCAGCCUGAGGAUACCAUUGGUGAUGUGCGAAACCUCUUAGCACAGGCCAGGGACACGGAUUCGGCUGCCUUUGAAAUCUUGAGUACCUUCCCACCCACGGUCUACCAGGAUGAUGCAGUGACUCUGCAGGCCGCAGGCCUGGUUCCCAAUGCCACGCUGCUGUUACGGACUCGAAGAGUCCUGCUGUCGAAUCCCAGCUUUGGUACUGGCUCUGGCCCAGGCUCACUGCCCUGAAUAAAGUGCCGCCCCUGACAUC
Messenger RNA from Arvicanthis niloticus (Nile rat), 1581 nucleotides. RefSeq names its product UBX domain protein 11 (gene Ubxn11). Gene Ontology annotation, biological process: proteasome-mediated ubiquitin-dependent protein catabolic process. Lineage: Eukaryota; Metazoa; Chordata; Mammalia; Rodentia; Muridae. The record is from RefSeq and is a predicted model, not a curated record. Gene Ontology annotation, molecular function: ubiquitin binding.